CAGGAGAAAUUUUUAAUUACGACAGGAACAUAAGUGUCAUAUUACGUGUGUGUUAGUAGGAGUGGUAAAAAAUUUUAUUUUUUAAAUUAUUAACAUUUUAGCACACAUAUCUUAUCAUUUGUAUAAUAACACGUGAUAUUUCAUUCAAUCACUGAAAAAUCUCUCAUUUCCCAGUUAGAUCGCACUUUCCCCAAAAUACACUAACACACCCACACCUAGAGAGAGAGAGAGAGAGAGAGAGAGAGGAGAGAGAUGUCAAGGCGAUCUGCUACCUGUUUGCGGUGCUGUUUGGUGGUGUUUGCUGUGGUUUCUGCAUUGGGGGUUUGCGGGCCGGCCUUGUAUUGGCGGUUCAAGAAGACCAUAAAGUUGGGGGAUUCUAAAAUCUCUUGCCCUUCUUGCAACUGCGAUUGCCCUCCUCCUUUGUCUCUCCUCAAGAUUGCUCCUGGAUUGGCCAAUCUCACAGUCACAGAUUGCGGAAGUAAUGACCCAGAUCUGAAGCAGGAGAUGGAGAAGCAGUUCGUGGACCUUUUGACAGAGGAAUUGAAGCUGCAAGAGGCUGUUGCCGCAGAGCACACCCGUCACAUGAACAUCACAUUUGCUGAAGCAAAGAGGGUGGCUUCUCAGUACCAGAAGGAAGCAGAAAAGUGCAACGCUGCAACUGAAACAUGCGAGGAGGCAAGGGAGCGCGCUGAGGCAUUGCUCAUCAAGGAGAGAAGGGUGACUUUCUUGUGGGAAAGACGAGCCCGUCAAAUGGGUUGGGAUAGUUUGUAAACUUCGAUUUCAAGUUCUCGUUCGGUUUAACUACUGAUUCGUCUCUCUUCGCAAUAUUUAUACAUACAAAACCAAGCAAAUUGCAUGGUCUGUUUCUUCCCCUGUUACAGCAUAAUUGCUCUCUCGCUCUCUUGCAAUUGUAGUUGUACUUGUACUGCCCACAAAUGGCAUAUAGUUACCAGAUUUUUAACCUAUGAACAAAAUGUUAUGGAUCCCUUGGCCCA
Molecule: messenger RNA, 995 nt
Organism: Pyrus x bretschneideri (Chinese white pear)
Lineage: Eukaryota; Viridiplantae; Streptophyta; Magnoliopsida; Rosales; Rosaceae
Exons: 3
Coding region: 253-771 (172 amino acids)
Source: RefSeq, a predicted model, not a curated record